Molecule: messenger RNA, 2484 nt
Organism: Harmonia axyridis
Lineage: Eukaryota; Metazoa; Arthropoda; Insecta; Coleoptera; Coccinellidae
Product: glutamate receptor 1-like
Exons: 8
Coding region: 75-2162 (695 amino acids)
Cellular component (GO): membrane
Molecular function (GO): glutamate-gated receptor activity
Source: RefSeq, a predicted model, not a curated record
UCUUCUAUAGGUUUUCUGAAGUGAUUAAAACCACUUCAGCUGACAGAGACUUGCAAAAACUCUUAAUUGACAUCAUGAUAAAAAAUCUCCAUGCUCACAAGUGUGUUACAAUAAUAAAUGAUGACCUGCAUAGUUGGAUUUUCGAUCAGCAAUGGUUUCAAAAUUUCAAAGCCUUCAUAUCAUUUAUCACGAUAUUUGUAGAAGAAUAUGAUGACCUGCUAUCUCCUCAAGAUGAAAUACAAGAAGCUCUUGCAAUGGCCAAUGAAGUAGGUUGUCAAAUGUACAUAAUAUUACUAGCAAAUGGUCUACAGUGCACAAGAUUUCUACGUUUUGGUGAAAGAUACAGAAUGCUGGAUACUAGAGUGAAAUUCAUUCUACUCUAUGAUAGCAGACUUUUCGAUAAAGAUUUAUAUUAUUUAUGGAAGAGAAUCGUGAAUGUUGUCUUCAUAAGAGAAUAUGAAGGUUUAUACAAAGAUGUUGGUAAAAAGAAUAAUCCAUGGUUUGAAUUGAUAACUGUUCCUUUUCCUUCUCCGAUUAAUGCAGUCCUAGUACCUAAACGAUUGGACAUAUACUCCAGAGGAAAAUUUAGAAAAGGUACAGAUCUCUUUCGUGAGAAAACAAUAGAUCUGAAAAAUCAGACACUCAAGAUUGUUACAUUCAGUCAUACACCUGGAACAAGAAAAAAUCUGGUGAAUUUUGAUUCUUCUAACUUGACAAACGAUGAUUAUGAUUUCUUUGGCGCUGAAGUUGAAAUACUGAAGACAGUUUCUAAGGCUAUGAAUUUCCGUUAUGAAAUAUAUGAACCAGAAAAUGCAGAUAUUGAGUUAUGGGGACGAAAAGGUAUAGAAACAAAAUAUAGUGGUAUUAUUGGUGAAAUGGUUUAUACACACGCAGAUAUAGCUCUCGGAGAUCUCUACUACAUUCCCCCCAUAUUAAAUUUAAUGGAUCUAAGUAUUCCAUAUAAUACUGAGUGUUUGACAUUUGUUACACCUGAGGCGUUAACUGACAACUCUUGGAAAACUUUAAUUCUUCCAUUUAGUUCUUUUAUGUGGUUGGGAGUUCUACUCUGCUUAGCUCUGAGUGCUGUUUCAUUUUAUUGGAUAUCUCGAUUUCAUUGCAAUGUUAAAUAUUUGAAAGAAAAACAUUACAAAGAACAAACUGAAUCAAUUCAUGUAAAGAAGAAAAGAGUUAUUACUUUGACAAUGUUUCCUGAAGUUAAACAUAUGGACGAUGACACUAAAUAUAUUAAAAUGAAGGAACAAUACAGUAAACCAGUUGAAGAAGGGCAACAUAUUGGUUUAUAUUUAUUCUCUGAACCAUUCAAUUGUCUGCUUUAUACAUACAGCAUGUUAUUAUUGGUUUCACUUCCAAAGUUACCUUCUGGAUGGUCUCUGAGAAUAUUAACUGGAUGGUACUGGUUGUAUUCUCUUUUGGUUGUAGUUGCUUACAGAUCAAGCUUAACUGCUAUAUUAGCUAGACCAGUUCCAAGAGUAACUAUUGACACUCUUCAAGAACUCAUCGAAAGCAAAUUAGCGACUGGUGGCUGGGGAGAAAUAAACAGAGAAUUCUUCCAAACUGCUCUUGAUCCAACUAUACACGAAAUUGGAAAAACUUUUGAAAUAGUGAACAGUUCAGAAGAAGCAAUCGAUAGAGUAGCUGAUGGAAAGUUUGCCUUCUAUGAAAAUACCUAUUUUUUGAAAGAAGCUAUCGUCAAGAGGCAAGUUCGGUUUCAAGCCAAUCGACUUCAAUCCAAUUCAACGAAAAACACUAAAACAAAAAAUAAUAUAGUGAGAGAGGACAGGAGUCUACAUAUAAUGGAUGAUUGUGUUAUAAACAUGCCUGUGUCAAUAGGUCUUCAAAAAAAUUCUCCAAUAAAACCACGAUUCGAUAAACAUAUCAGAACGGUGUUAGAAGCAGGGUUGAUAAAAAAAUGGUUGGAUGAUGCUAUGCAGCAAAUAUUGAAUGUGGAAGUUCAAACAGUAGAAGAAACAAUGGCAAUAAUGAGCAUGAGAAAGUUUUCUGGAGCUCUGGUGGUUCUUAUCAUAGGAUACGUUUUAAGUUUGCUGAUCUUCACGUCAGAACUUUUAUAUUUCAAUUUUGUAUUCAAGAGAAACCCCAACUAUAAUAAAUAUUCAAGAAGUAUCGUGAAGAAGUCAGAGUAAACAAUAGUUUCUGAUGAUGAUUUUUUAAUGGGAUAUGACUUUGUUGAAAAGUCAAGACAGUAGGUAAUAUUAUUGUUUUUAGAAGGUAGUAAUUUACAAUAAGGCCUUCGAUUGUUUGUUUGUCGUUUAUCUUGUGUGUACUUCAAAUUGAAAUGGCAAAUGAAUAUUUUAUGAAUUUAUUUUAUUAUUAAUUAUGUUUUACAAAAAUAAUUUUUUUAUUUUUAGUUAUUUCGAAUUUUCUUUUGGUUUAUUAUUAAUUUUGUCAUUUUUAGAAUUGGAAUUAUAUUCCAAGUCAAAAAUAAACCAAAUAUAUCACUGAGAU